AGUGUAGUCAGGUUUUCUUAUUGAGUGUUUUUCACUGUUGGAUCUAUGUGAAGAUAGGGAGCAUAUGUCAGUCAGCAGGCGUCUGCUGUGGUUGUAAAUACUAGACUAUGGCUCAACGGGCUGUUUGAGCAGCACAGGUGGGGAUUUCAACUCUUUUUCUUGGACUUCACGCUGUCAUUUGUUCAGUUGUCAAUGGGUGGAGCCAGAAAAACACAGCUUAUCAGUCUUUAGAUUACACACCCAGCACUGGUCAAGGAAAUGGAAAUGAUUCCUCUCAAUUUACUCAGUACAGAUUUAUUAUAUUACAAGAGUUUUUUUUGCCUUGCUGAUGUAAAGUAUGUUCCUGUGGCAGUAUCUGGCACCGUUCCUGCUGAUAACUAUUCAGAUAUGCAGAGCCCAAACAUGUGAAGACUUUACAGAUUUAGAUCUCAGUCACGCCUUCAUCGGAACCAGCCUCAGAAUAAAGCUGCUGCUCUACACCAGGGAAAAUGCCACCUGUGGGAUUCUAUUAUCCCACACUAACCCGACAGCCCAUCCUCAGUUCAAGUUGUCCAGACCUACCACUUUUGUCAUUCAUGGGUACCGUCCGACCGGCUCUCCCCCGAACUGGAUACACAACAUCACAGACAUGCUGCUGUCGAGGGAUGACAUGAACGUCAUAGUGGUGGACUGGAACCACGGAGCCGCUAAUGUGAAUUAUAUGAAAGCAGUGGAGAACACGCACAAGGCAGCAGACAACCUCACUGCUUUAAUGAAAAAACUGCAGGAACAUGGCGUUUCUCUGAGUUCUGUUCAUUUGAUUGGUGUCAGUCUUGGUGCUCAUAUAUCAGGCUUUAUUGGUGCCAGCCUUAACAGCACAAUUGGAAGGAUUACAGCUCUGGAUCCUGCUGGCCCUCUAUUCACUGGCAAACCUCCAGAGGACCGAUUGGACCCAACAGACGCCCAGUUUGUGGAUGUCCUCCACACAGACAUCGAUGCCUUGGGUUUCAGAGAACCUCUAGGUCACAUUGAUUUUUAUGCCAACGGGGGAACAGACCAACCAGGAUGCCCAAAGACCAUCUUUUCUGGGGGAUCCUAUUUUAAAUGUGACCACCAGAGGUCUGUGUUUCUCUAUCUUGACUCUGAGGAGCAGAAAUGUGCCAGCAGAGCUUACCCCUGCACAUCCUACAGUGACUAUAUGGAUGGUCAGUGCUUGAACUGUGAUCGCUUCGGUACAGCAGGAUGUCCUGUCUUUGGUUAUGACAUUACAAAGUGGAAGGAUGUCCUGUUGAACCUGGGUCAAACAAAAACAUACUUCUCCACAAAUAAAAAAUCACCAUUUUGCAUGACAAACUACGUUGUGGAUAUAGUAACAUGGAACCAGGAGAUACGCUGGGGCUACAUUACCAUCAAACUCCACAGUGGAAGUAAAGAAGCAGUGGCAACCAUUGACCAUAAAGUGUCAAAAUUCAAAAAGUUCACACAGACCAAGUUGUUGGCUCAGUUUGACAAAGACGUUCCGUCGGUGAAGAAGAUAUCUCUCAAAUUUACCACUGGGAAUGUUUUGAAGCCCAAAUAUAAACUCCGAGUUCUCAGAAUGCGUCUCACACCGAUAGAAAGGAAAGAGAGGCCUCUCUGUCGAUAUGACAUCCUUCUUCCAGAGAAUGAAGAGGUCACCUUCAGGCCCAUUCCCUGUGAGGAGUAUAACUUCUGACACUACGUCAAGGAUUUUAUCGACUGCACCAGAGUAAAUUCUGCUGACUCACCCUCCAACAGAUCAGAUAAUAUAAAACCCACAGCACAGUAUCUGACAUAAUGUGAUCAUUUGAGAUCUUAAAAUGUAAUAUACCACAUGAUGUACAGUGUAUAUACAGUGUUGCAGCAACAAAACUCUUCACAAACUACAAGAUUUUUCAAACAAAUAUGACACAGAAACUUUUGUAUUUAUAUUUAUAUGGCAAUAUAUUUGAUUAUAAAAUAAUAAAACCUUAAGUCAA
Sphaeramia orbicularis (orbiculate cardinalfish) is the source of this 1976-nucleotide messenger RNA. RefSeq names its product lipase, member Ia (gene lipia). NCBI's taxonomy places the organism in Eukaryota, Metazoa, Chordata, Actinopteri, Kurtiformes, Apogonidae. The coding region runs from base 338 to 1693 and encodes 451 amino acids. The transcript has 11 exons. The record is from RefSeq and is a predicted model, not a curated record. Gene Ontology annotation, molecular function: glycerophospholipase activity. Gene Ontology annotation, biological process: lipid catabolic process.